AUGUUUCGGCUUUUCAAAAGCAACUUCUAUAACUUUGAAGCGACCCGUAUACUUAGCAGCACGAGUGCAGAGGGAUGCGAGAUCGCCGAGUUUCUCGAGGCCAUGGGCAAGGUUGGACAACACGACCCGGAGACCUGGUACACAGCCUGGCACGAGCAGUCUCAGCGAGCCGAAACGAUCGCCCGGGAAGCAGUCUACAGCGGCUACGUCGACGCCGCUAGAGGCGCGUUUUUGAGGGCAUCGAAUUAUGCCAGGGCAUCGAGCUACAUGUUUCCGUGGUCGGGACCGGAUGAACGCUUUCUUCGGACUGCAGAAAGAUCCAUCACGUUGUUCCGGGAGGCCAUCCCAUACAUGGACAGCCGAGUCAUGGUCCUCGAAAUCCCGUACCAGGACGACGUCACGAUGCCAGCCUAUCUGUACCUACCUGCUGCUUCUAGGAGGAUGCGUGGCAAUGGACUGAAGCGCACCCCCAUCAUCGUUAGCUGCGGAGGGGCGGACUCGACGCAAGAAGAACUUUACUUCGUUACAGCCUCUGCCGGCGUUAGCCUCGGGUAUGCUGUCCUGACGUUCGAGGGUCCUGGACAGGGAUUGAUGCUGAAGAAAGGCAAAACCGCCAUGCGCCCCGAUUUCGAGGCGGUCUCAAGCAGGGUACUGGAUUACCUCCAGCACCUGAUAGCUGGCAAUCCGGAGUUGGGUCUUGACGCGGGCCGCAUUGCCGUCGUGGGCGUAUCGUUAGGUGGAUAUUUUGCCCUCCGCUCGUCCAUCGAUGCCCGCAUCAAAGCGUGUGUCGCUGUUGAUCCAUUCUAUGGAUUAUGGCGCCUUGCUUUGAAACGCAUGCCAGCGUGGCUUGCAACAAUGUGGACCUCGGGAUGGCUGCCAGACCAAGCCUUCAAUGCCUUGAUAUACCUGCAAGCGGUGGCUCACUUUCCAACACAAUGGGAAAUGGGCAUGAGCAUGGCCAUUAUGGGGGCCUCAACACCUGGUGACAUGCUACGCCGCUGCCAGUCCUUUGACCUCGACGUUGCACCUGACGGCCAAGGCAAGAUCACGGACCGGAUUCGUUGCCCUGUCUUGCUUACCGGAGCAUCAAGUUCGGUCUAUGCUUCUCCGGACGAGAGCACAGUGGUCAUUUAUAACGCCCUGUCCCAGGUACCAGAGGAACGGAAAGAGAUGUGGAUUCCGAAAGAAGUCGGGCAAGGCGGGCUGACGGCCAAAGUUGGCGCGUGGAAAUUGUUAGCCCAAAAGAGCUUCCAAUUCCUUGAUAAACACCUGCAUGUGGAACGUACAAGCAAAGAUAACGGCGAUGUCCCGCAGUCGUAGGCCCAAGGAAAGCCUCAAAUGCCAGACUAUCUACCUGAUCCAGGUUGGGAUUGAGCGUAUUCUUGUCAGUCCAGCUCCACCGACACCACUUGUGCUCCCCCCAAACAUGUGGGAGCAGCAGCUCUACGCCUUAGUAUGAUAGCAAGGAAUCAGCCAAUUCGUGGCCAGAGGAGUCUUGACAAAGUCUUUCGGGACUUGCGACUUGCCCCUGACUUUUGGUACCUAGCCGACAUGUUACGUGACAAUCAGUGGGCUCGCAG
Chaetomium fimeti is the source of this 1580-nucleotide messenger RNA. RefSeq names its product Alpha/Beta hydrolase protein. The coding region runs from base 1 to 1320 and encodes 439 amino acids. The record is from RefSeq and is a predicted model, not a curated record. The transcript has a single exon. NCBI's taxonomy places the organism in Eukaryota, Fungi, Ascomycota, Sordariomycetes, Sordariales, Chaetomiaceae.